AUGUCCUUUUCUGCACAUGAGACGCUGGUGUGUUUCUUGAUCCGUGAGCUUCAGAAGGAGCCUCUGCCAGGGUUUUCGCGUGUCAACUUGACACAAGUCCAGGCGGCGGAUCGAGAGUGUCACGUGCAGCUGGCGCGGCUGACUAGGGCGGGCUUCUCCACCCCUGGUCCGGGCAAGCUGCCGCUGGAUGACCAUCUUGCAACAGUGCUACAGAUGGCAUCGAUUCAUUGGAUCCUCAUGCCGACGAGGUCGGCUGGCAAAGGUGCUCAGCCGACGGCUGAGGAUCAUGAGUCGACUGGGGAGGAGACCGGUCCUAGGAAGCGAAAGAAGAAGAAAAAGAAGCCGGUCAAAGAGACCGAUGUGCCUCCGCCUCCACCUCCUCCUGAGGGACAGCCGGAGCGCAAGAAGUUGCGGGGUGUCAUGCCGCAAGGGCUGCGUGGAGGGGUUCCGAGGUCAUUUGUCGUUUUCUUCGUCGGCGAGCUCCCAAACGGACCUUCGCUGCGCUUGCAAUCUUUCAGCGGUGUCUGGAUUGAGUCUCCUGAGGGCAGCGUGCCGGCACCUGACAACCCGUCAAUCAAGGGCCGAUAUUAUCUGGCUGGCACCCCCGUGCGGGACAUGCUCGAGGGCCCGCGAGAUACCACUGAGAGCACCGUCAGGUGUGGCGGGACGCCGGGUGUUAUCGAGCUGUGUGCCACAUGCGACGGGGCUCACGCCCACAAAUCGUGGGGUCUUACCAAGAGCCGGGGGCAGUGGGACUUUCGCACCACGGGCACUGCUGAGUAUCCCAGUGCCUUCUGUAAGGCCGCUGCUUCGGACUUCAUGGAGAUUUGUGCUUCGCGGAACGCCUUUCCUGCCCAAGAGGUCAUGUCGGAGGCUUUUGGAGUGGCGGCCGCUGUCGGGCGACAGCCUCGGGGACAAUCGUUCCAGGCCGGGCCGUCGGAGUUUGGUUCUACGUGUACCAUGCAUGUGCCGGUCAGUGUGUCUGUACCCGACGUGAUUGACGGCCAAGCACCGUGGCCACUGCAAGGCCUGCCUUUGGGGUCUCGACUCCUCAACUCUCGGACAGUGACAGGUGAAGGGGGGGAGGAAGGUGUCCGUGAGGUUAAGUUUGGAAUCUUUCGCACACCAGAUGCUUUCUUGCGUGAAGCUUUAAAGAUGCGCCAUCCUUUCGAUGAACCUUCGACUUCAGACAUGGGCAAUAUUCGUGCUAUGCAGGUCGUCUUGGAGAGGGGUGUGGAAGGCACUAAGACCCUUCGGCAGAAAACCCUUGACUAUUAUCGGCGGAGAGAGAUUGAGCUUCGGUCCGAUGAAGAGGCUCUCAAGGCGACUAUGGAUCCACAGGUGCGGGAGGUGAUGACCGGAAAGAACCUUCUGUUGUUCCAGGAGAUGGCUCGCGAUGCGGGGGUGGAGGACCCUUAUCUCUUUGAGGACCUGAAUCGGGGGUUCCGUUUGAUAGGUUCGCUGCCUCCGUUUGGACAGUUCCCAAAGAAGCUCAAGCCUGCCGUCUUGGACGAAUCGCAGCUGAAAGCCACGGCUCGAUGGUCCAAACACCUUGUCGAGGCAUCGUGCAAGAAAGCGUCUCCAGACUUGGAGGUUGCCAGAGCAGUGUGGGCCGAGACGCUCGAGCAAGUCGAGAAAUCUUGGAUGAAAGGGCCGUUUUCUUGGGCCGAGAUCGAGAAAAAAUAUAAUGGCUGCUGGAUUCCUUCGAAGCGCUUUGGCGUGGCCCAGUCAGACAAGGUGAGGAGUGUAGAUGACCUCUCAGAGUUUCUCAUCAACUCUGCCGUGACGGAGACAGAGAAGAUUACCUUGGAAGGCAUUGAUCAUAUUGUUUCCCUGGCGCGGUUCUUCCUAGGGGCCACGACGGCUGGGGUUGCAACGUUUCGCCUUCCUGCUUCCGAUGGGCAAUGGGUAACUGGGAGGUUGCACUCAGACUGGCGUGGAGGCAAAGCUCGUCUUUUGCGGGGCAGGGCACUGGACUUGAAAGCCGCCUACAAGCAGCUCGCGCGUCACCCUAAGGAUGGUUGGGUCUCGAUCGUGGCUGUGCUCAACCCGGACUCCGGGGAGGUCAGCUACUUUGAGGCAGUGGCUUUGCCUUUUGGUGCGGUGAGCGCGGUCACGGGCUUCAACAGGGCCGCCCGGGCUUUGAGGCGAAUCCUCUCGAUCCUCUUCAGUCUGGCCAUCGAAGAGGUGGUCAUGCAGUGCGUGUCAGAGCGUCGGUGCGAUCGGAAGAGAAUGUUAUCCAUCAAGGGCAAGCUGUUGUUUGCUGCUGGCCAUGUGUUCGGGCGGUGCGCCCAGUUGGCAACGCAACUCAUUUCUCAUCGGGGGAAUGAUCGCCACCCAGGACGUGAGCAAAUGAACGACCUGCUCAAUGCUCUGCGGUUUGCCUUGGAGACUCUUAAGUCCGGUGGACCAAGAUGCGUGGGAGCUUGGUCGCAACAGCCUCCGGUGCUCGUUUUCACGGAUGGUGCGUGCGAGCAGGAGGGCAACCUUGUGACGCAUGGUGCUCUUUUGUUUGAUCCUGUGACAGGACGCAAGGAGGUGUUUGGCGAUCAUGUUCCCAAGUGCUUGGUGGAGAGAUGGAAGGGUGGAGGCAAGAAACAGGUGAUUUUCUUUGCGGAAAUUUUCCCAGUGGUGGUGGCUAAGGCUACUUGGAAGGACGUGGUGCAAGGGCGUCGGGUUCUGUUCUUUCUGGACAACGAAGGAGCCCGGUUCACCUUUAUCCGGUCCUACUCG
Symbiodinium necroappetens is the source of this 2733-nucleotide messenger RNA. NCBI's taxonomy places the organism in Eukaryota, Dinophyceae, Suessiales, Symbiodiniaceae. The record is from the annotation of a GenBank genome assembly.